Messenger RNA from Bufo bufo (common toad), 1512 nucleotides. RefSeq names its product cyclic nucleotide-gated olfactory channel-like. Gene Ontology annotation, cellular component: plasma membrane; intracellular cyclic nucleotide activated cation channel complex. Lineage: Eukaryota; Metazoa; Chordata; Amphibia; Anura; Bufonidae. Bases 1 to 1512 code for a protein of 503 amino acids. The record is from RefSeq and is a predicted model, not a curated record. Gene Ontology annotation, molecular function: intracellularly cGMP-activated cation channel activity; intracellularly cAMP-activated cation channel activity; cGMP binding. Gene Ontology annotation, biological process: potassium ion transport; monoatomic cation transmembrane transport. The transcript is spliced from 4 exons.
AUGGCGAGCAGGGCGUGUUUUAAUGACCUUCAGACCAGUUAUAUUAUAGUGUGGCUCACACUGGAUUAUGUUUCUGACAUCAUAUACAUCAUUGAUAUAAUUAUUCGAUUUCGCACAGGAUUCUUAGAGCAAGGACUACUUGUCAGAGAUCCCAAGAUGCUCAGUGACAGUUAUAUACAAACCUUGCAGUUCAAAUUAGAUGUCAUCUCUAUACUUCCCACAGACUUGGGUUACCUUGGGCUUGGGAUUCACCGCCCAGAGCUUCGCUUUAACCGAUUACUACAUUUCCCACGCAUGUUUGAAUGUUUUGACCAGACUGAGACUCGAACUAGUUAUCCAAACAUUUUCAGAAUAUUCAAUCUAGUGCUAUACAUUCUACUCAUUAUCCACUGGAAUGCUUGCAUUUAUUAUGCUAUAUCUAAAGCAAUUGGUUUUGGUGUGGACACAUGGGUUUACCCUAAUGUUACUGAUCCUGCCUAUGGUUAUCUGACACGUGAAUAUGUCUACUGUUUAUACUGGUCUACUUUAACACUCACUACAAUUGGAGAAACCCCUCCUCCAGUCACAGACACAGAGUACCUUUUUGUCAUCUUUGACUUUUUGGUUGGUGUUUUGAUCUUUGCUACUAUUGUAGGAAAUGUUGGUUCUAUGAUCUCGAACAUGAAUGCAACCAGGGCUGAGUUUCAGGCUAAAAUAGAUGCUAUAAAACACUAUAUGCAAUUUAGAAAGGUAAGCAAAGAUUUGGAGGCCAAAGUUAUCAGGUGGUUUGAUUACCUUUGGACCAACAAAAAGACAGUAGAUGAAAGAGAAGUGCUGAAAAAUCUGCCUGACAAACUUAGGGCUGAGAUUGCAAUAAAUGUUCAUCUGGAGACACUAAGGAAGGUACGCAUUUUUCAAAAUUGUGAAGCAGGCCUCCUAGUGGAGUUGGUUCUUAAACUGAGACCUCAGGUUUUCAGCCCAGGAGAUUACAUCUGUCGGAAAGGGGAUAUAGGUCGGGAAAUGUACAUAAUCAAGGAAGGAAAACUAGCUGUUGUUGGGGAAGAUGGAAUUACUCAAUAUGCUAUUUUAACUUCAGGGAGUUGCUUUGGUGAGAUUAGUAUUUUAAAUAUUGAAGGGAGCAAGAUGGGCAACCGCCGGACAGCUAGCAUUCGUAGCCUUGGUUACUCUGACCUUUUCUGCCUUUCAAAAGAUGAUCUAAUGGAGGCAUUAGUAGAAUAUCCAGAUGCUAAAAAGAUUCUUGAAGAAAGAGGAAAAGAAAUACUUGUAAAAGAGGGCCUACUUGAUGAAACAAAGGAGAAAAAUGCAAUGAAUGGUAAAUCUACAGAAGAGAAAUUAGAGCUCCUAGAGUCCAAUUUGGACAUGCUGCACACUCGAUUUGCCCGUUUGCUUCGAGAAUAUAGUGAUGCGCAGCAGAACCUCAAACAAAGGGUCACUUUUUUAGAGGGAAGAUUAAAAGACUUACAAGGUGGUGAGAUAUCCUCUGAUGACAUGGAGGGAAAAAGUGAUGCCUAA